CACAAAUUCUCAGACCUCUCACGUAAACGGUAAACCUCAUAAACCUCUCUCUCUCUCCCCCCAUUUUUCAACUGACACAACCAGAAAAAAAAAAAAGAAAAAAAAAAUCAAAAAAAAAAAAAGAAAAAUGGCCGCCGAAUUGCCGGACGAUUUCAAAUGCCCGAUUUCCCUGGAGAUAAUGUCCGACCCCGUUAUCCUCUCCUCCGGCCACACCUUCGAUCGCGCCUCCAUCCAGCGCUGGCUCGACGCCGGCCACCGCUCCUGCCCAAUUACCAAAUUGCCCCUCCCCGACCCCCCUUCCCUCAUCCCCAACCACGCCCUCCGCAGCCUCAUCUCCAAUUUCACCCUCCUCUCCCUCCCCAACCCCCCCAAAACCCCCAAUCCCCAAUCCCUAAUUCACCUCCUCACCUCCCGCUCUUCUCAGCUUGAAGAAAAGCUCAAUUCGCUCGACCAGCUCACCCGCCUCUGCAAGCGCGACUCCUCAAUUCGCCGCCGAUUGGCCGAGUCCGGCGCCGUGUCGGCCGUUCUCAACUGCAUCGGGUCGGGCGAGCCCGGGCUCCAGGAGAAAUCGCUCCAUUUCGUCCUCAAUUUGAGCCUCGACGACGACUGCAAGGUCGGCCUCGUCGCCGAGGGAAUCGUCGGGAAGAUCGUCUACGCGCUCCACUGCGGCGUCGGCGACUCACGCGCGGUCGCCGCCACCGUUCUCACCAGCCUCGCCGUGCUCGAAGUCAACAAGGUCACGAUCGGGUCAUACCCGGAUGCGAUUCCGGGCCUGGUCUCCCUCCUUCAAAUUGGCAAUUCGAGAGAGAGGAAGGAAGCCGCCACCGCAUUGUUCACUCUCUGCUCCUUCUCCGACAAUCGAAUUCGGGCAAUUCAAUCCGGGGCGGUGCCGAUUCUGAUCCAAAACGCCGAUUCGGGCCUCGAGCGGGCCGUGGAGGUCCUCGGCCUCCUCGCAAAAUGCAAGCUUGCUAGAGAUGAAAUGCUCAGAUUUUGUGGGCUUUUGGAUGUUUUGAUUGGGAUUGUGAGCAAUGGGAGCUCAAGAGGAGUGCAGUAUGCUCUGCUGACAUUAAGCUCCCUCUGUUGCUACAAUGAAAAGAUGGGUUUGGAGGCUUUGAGAGAGGGGUUGUUUGAGACAUGUGUAGGGCUAUUGGAGGAUGACAAUGAGAAGGUGAGGAGGAAUGCUAAUAUGUUGAUUCAGAUAUUGCAAGGGAAGAGGAAAACUGUAUGAUCUUGUUGUGGAUUGAAGUGUGGUAAAAAAAAAAAAAAAAAAAUUGAUCUUGAAGGUAAGUAAGAAGUAAGUAGCAAGUUUUUGUAAUUUUUUAAGUGUUGUUGGAUAGCAUAUUGUAUAAAAGAAUGACUUACUAAGGAAGAAUCUGGUUCUUUGUUGUA
Messenger RNA from Salvia hispanica, 1389 nucleotides. RefSeq names its product plant U-box 8 (gene PUB8). Gene Ontology annotation, biological process: protein ubiquitination. Gene Ontology annotation, molecular function: ubiquitin-protein transferase activity. Lineage: Eukaryota; Viridiplantae; Streptophyta; Magnoliopsida; Lamiales; Lamiaceae. The record is from RefSeq and is a predicted model, not a curated record.